CCCCAACCUUCCCCACAAGCCUGAACCUUUCAGGGGCAUGGAUUACCUCGGGACGCCUAAUCUGAACUUCCCACUAACCAUGUUUUUUUUCGUGCGGUGACAGUUAUUCCCACAUGACGGCCUUUCUCAGUCUCUUCUCAGCCUCUUUCGGUUCUUCGCCAAUCAAGCGAUCUUUGACAUCUGAUUCGGCGCCCCAGACUUCGUACGGAUAUAGCUUACCAUGUCUUCAUUCCGCAACGCAAGUCCUGGCAAUGAUCUGAUGCAGGCCGGCGGCUUCACCGACACAUUCAAAACAAUACUACGCGCGGGAGGCGGAUGGGGAACUGUGAGCGGUCCGGGUUUAUUGUACGUCUGUCCACAUACCUUUCCUCCUCUACUUACCACAUGUCCAGCAUGGUCCGAGUCGUCCUGUCAGGCACAAUCGCUUCAGUCUUCAUGGGUAUGACAGGUGCCUCAAUUGGUGCCCUCAUUUGGGACACCGCGACCAUCCCAUUCAUUUUCUCUGCAUGCAGCGGCUUCGUCCUGGGCGCUGUUGGGUUCUACCGCGACGCUGUACGGAAAUCUCUGCGCAGUCUGGACCGGUACCCGCGAUUACUCCAAUUACAUCUUGAUGCCAAUUUCCCCCACCGAGGGUUCGACACAUGGCCCAGUACGCGGUUCAGAAGCGGAUAUUUCGCGUCAACCUGGGUUCUACGGAGUAUGCUGGUUGCAAGCUGGCUGACGGCAUCGAACGCAAUCGAUCGCAUCCUGGAAGCCGAAGAGGAAACCAUUCUCGCUCCAUUCACGAGGGUGGUAGAUCUGGAAGCUGACUCUCAGAUGGAAUGAACAUGCUAUGGGUGCGAGGGCUUUUGAACAUUGGACGACCACUUGGUACCAUUUUACCGCGAGGAGCGUGCUACUUCUAAGUGGAGAAGCAAUCCGCCAUUAGC
This is a messenger RNA of Exophiala viscosa, 929 nucleotides long. RefSeq lists its product as uncharacterized. Bases 316 to 825 code for a protein of 169 amino acids. NCBI's taxonomy places the organism in Eukaryota, Fungi, Ascomycota, Eurotiomycetes, Chaetothyriales, Herpotrichiellaceae. The record is from RefSeq and is a predicted model, not a curated record. The transcript is spliced from 4 exons.